Molecule: messenger RNA, 968 nt
Organism: Prorocentrum cordatum
Lineage: Eukaryota; Dinophyceae; Prorocentrales; Prorocentraceae
Source: the annotation of a GenBank genome assembly
CGCUGGCGCUGUCCCUGGCCGACGCAGCGGCGGAGAGGGACGCGGCCGCGGAGAUAGCCGCCGAGUCAGGCAAGAAGCUGCCCUCGAAGAAGGUCGAGCCCCAGAAGCUCAAGGGCGCCUGGGGCGUGGCGAGCGACAAGGCCGCCGUGAGCGCGCUCCGCGCUCCUGCCCGCCUCCUGGUGGAGAGAAUAGAGUGCCGCAUCCUGAUUCGGCAGGGGGCGGAGCAGAUCACGGAGGUGCCGGCCGCGGAAUUCGACGUCGAGCUCUCCCGCCCCGCGGGGAAGGGGUCUUCCGGCAGCAGCCAGUGGGGCUUCAGGUGGAGCAGGCCGCUGCUCGACGACGGCCUCCUGGUGGUCAGCAGCAUCGUCGAGGACUCGCUGCUCGACAGGUGGAACUUGAAGCGGAUGGCGGCGGGCGAGGAGGACCGGGUCGUGCGCGCCGGCGACCGCCUGGACCUCGCCAACGGCCUGUCGGGGCGGCGGGCCAUCCAGGCCGCCCUGCCGCAGGAGGAUAGCCUCGAGCUCCGCUUUGCGCGGCUGGAGACCCUCGUAGCCAGGGCGCAGGCUGGAGAUCUACUCCCAGAGGAGUCCGAAGGCGAGGCGGAGAAGGAGGCGGCCCGGCUGGCUGCGGAAGAGGCCGACCGGCGAGCCUUCGCCGAGUACCGCCGGACGGCCGUGUCCUGUCACAGGUCCCUGCCGCCGUCCCUGCAGAGCACGUUCGCGUCGGCCGAGCCGGGCGCGGCAGGCGCGGACGCGCUGCACCGGAGGGUAGAGGACUGCUUCAGGGAGUUCGGCGCCGUCGAGGCCCUGGAGGACAACUACCAGCCCACCUAUCGCUGCCGGAGGUGCUGCCCGACUGGCGACAAGAGCGGCAGGACGUUCGCUUCGCGCAGGGUGUGGCUCUGGCCCACCGAUCUGCCUCCGCUCCUGACCCUGCCGUCCACUCAGAAUUCUGCGCAUGCGCGGUAG